CCGGACCUGUAAACUCUUGUAAACAAGGCAAGUCCGCCAAGUCUGCCGUGGAGACCCUGGAGGAGGCUCAUCAUGUCAGAUCAGUGACCUUUGCUGGUACUAGAGCCCCAUUUCCUGUGGUUUAUAAUGGUUAUACUGGUUUCAUCGCUGUGUGUCAUAGGCAAGCGCUCACAGGUGGACUAGUCAGACAGGUUUGGACCAAAAGUCUUAUUCUUCUUCGGCUAUUUCUGAGGGCUAUGUAGGAAAGGUAACAUGAACAUAGUCGCAUCUCUGGCGCUUCUGUGUCUAUCUGCUGCAGCGGCAGUUUCGGGCAACGAGUCCACCGAAACUGUCCAGUCAGCCGCACCGGGCGACAACAGAACCAUCAAUGCGCGUAUCCAGCUUCCAAUAACUAGUGACGUAUCUACAACAAUCUACCCAACUGUUGUGCUCCCAAACAGGACACUCAUCGCUGAGAAUGGAUCCACCAUCUACUUUAGAUGUUUCACGCAGUCCUACCCAUCUCAGCAGCUGAACCUGACCUUCAGUGGAGCUUUGACUAAUAUCACAAGCCUGGCUUCCACCACACGUCCCCUCCUGGAAUACUCGAUAGUGAACAUACAGCCCAGGUCUCAAGGAGUUUAUACCUGCAGUGCCCUCACCACCGUCUCUAACCGCAGGGUUGAUAACAGCACUGAGCUGCUGGUGUACUAUAUACCGAGCAAACACCCUGACUGUAUGUUUGUCCAAGCACAGGACACCUCCAGCGUCCAGCUGAACUGCUCCUGGUUUGGGGCAUAUCCGACCCCGGAGCUGCGGUGGGGCGAAGACGGUGACUUCCAGGUGACAAACAACCUCGGUUUGACACUGAACAGCUCUAUGCUGCACGACAAGCAGAAGGUGACGUGCAUGGCGUUGCACAAACUGCUUAAACAAGAAAAUCAGAAAUCUUGCUCCAUUACCCUCCGAGCUCCAUUUCCUGAGGGCAAACCGUUGGUCACAGUUCUGGAGGGAACCAACUUGACUCUAACCUGCAGUGAGAACACGUCCUUACCGCCUGCCAACACCACAUGGAGGAAAGGCCAAAAUCAAGACCUGAUCGUUUCUGGAUCUAGGUACAUCCUGUCCUUUGAAGGACCUGCCGUCAAGCUGACCAUAGUCAACAUCAGCAAGGACGACGAACGCUACUAUUUCUGCCGCAGCGAGAACGCGCUCGGGGUGCGCGAGCUGGAAGUCUACCUCACUGUGAAAACAUCAUCCUCAGCGUACACUGGAGCAGUGAUUGGUGUGUUCAUAGCUGCCCUGAUUGUGGGCUCUGCUUUCAUCAUGGUUAAAGUACUUUACUCCAGGAGACACACAAUCUGUCUGGGAGGAGGCUUCAUGCAAGCUGAGGACAGCGGAGACGUGCUGGACCUGGUGGACUCGGACGAUGAGCAGAUCUUUCACGACACUGUCCCACAGCUGCCUCCUUUAGCCAACGGUCGGCACACAACACUGGUCCAGAUACAUCGGAUCCCUUCCAGUGAGGAUCACGAGGACACCGAGACUGCUGGAACGGACCCACAGCCGCCUGAACAGAAAGAAGAGCCGACAGAAGAGGCGGAGGAUCUUGUAUCAUUUUAGGGACAAGGUGUUUGAAGAAGAAUGUAUAAUGUUUGGAAAAUAUAUUCUACUUCUAACUGAAACUGAAUAAGACUCAAACUCAAACUGUUUUUUAUGUUGUACAUUUUUGUAAGUUUCUUUUUAUGAUUGUUUUUAUGUUUGUACAGAAUUUUAAACGAGUGACAUUAAAGCAUUGAAUAUGUCUGUGGAAACGAA
Girardinichthys multiradiatus is the source of this 1797-nucleotide messenger RNA. RefSeq names its product V-set and immunoglobulin domain containing 10 (gene vsig10). The coding region runs from base 253 to 1602 and encodes 449 amino acids. The transcript has 9 exons. Lineage: Eukaryota; Metazoa; Chordata; Actinopteri; Cyprinodontiformes; Goodeidae. The record is from RefSeq and is a predicted model, not a curated record. Gene Ontology annotation, cellular component: cell-cell junction. Gene Ontology annotation, biological process: cell-cell adhesion. Gene Ontology annotation, molecular function: cell adhesion molecule binding.